Molecule: messenger RNA, 846 nt
Organism: Effrenium voratum
Lineage: Eukaryota; Dinophyceae; Suessiales; Symbiodiniaceae
Source: the annotation of a GenBank genome assembly
AUGGCGGCGCACGGUCUUUCGGAAGAGGCGUUUGAAAUCGAGGUCAUCAAGACCUCCGGCGACCGCAUUCAGGACAGACCGCUGUCCGAAGUUGGCGGCAAGGGUCUUUUCACCAAGGAAAUCGAGGAAGCGCUGCUCGACGGGCGUAUUGAUAUCGCCGUUCAUUCUUCCAAGGAUAUGCCAACAAUUCUGCCGGACGGUCUUGCGCUGACGGCUUUUCUGCCGCGAGAAGACGUUCGCGACGCUUUCCUGUCUCCAAAGGCCGGUUCGCUUGCCGAGUUGCCGCAAAACGCGGUGGUCGGCUCCAGUUCGCUGCGCCGCCAGGCCAUGAUCAAGCGGCUGAGACCGGAUAUUGAAGUCGUGAUGUAUCGCGGCAACCUGCAGACAAGGCUGCGAAAACUGGCCGAAGGCGCCGUCGAUGCGACACUUCUUGCCGCGGCGGGCCUCAACCGGCUGGGUCUUGAAGGGGAGAUCACCAGUCUGCUUGACACCGAUCCAUUUCUUCCUGCGGUCGGUCAGGGGGCAAUCUGCAUCGAAAGCCGCGAAGGUGACGCUGCCACGCUUGACAGGCUUGCGGCGAUCCACGACCAGUUGACCCAGACCCGGCUUGAUGCCGAACGGGCAUUUCUUGCCGUUCUCGAUGGUUCCUGCCGGACACCGAUCGGCGGCCUUGCAACGCUUGAUGGCGACCAGCUGCACUUCAAGGGAAUCGUCCUGAAACCCGACGGAAGCGAAGCACACGAGGCCGAGGCAACUGGAGCUGCGGAAAAUGCGGCAAAGAUCGGUGUUGGUGUCGGCGAAACGCUGAAGAUGCGGAUGGGACCCGGAUUUCUGUCGGAGCACUGA